AUGGACCCAGAUUUGAUGGUGGCCCUGGCCGGUGGCUCAGUGGGCCGUGUGACCCUCGAGGACGUGGCCGUCCGCUUCUCCCGGGAGGAGUGGCGGCUCCUGGAUGAGGCUCGGCGGCGUCUGUACCGCGAGGUGCUGCUGGAGAACGGGGUGCUGAUGGCCUCCCUGGGCCUUGCAUCUGGUGGGACCCAUGAGCUCCCCCAGCUGGUGCAGCAUGGGGAGCCCCUUCUGCCUGCCGGUGGCCUCAGGACUGUGGCCGGACCAGCGGGCUGUGGGCGCGGAGCAGAGGCUGAGGAGAAUGUUCCUGCAGGAGGAGUGCCCAGAGCGAACCGUCGCCAACACCGGAAGCUGCGCUGUGGAGAGAAGCCCUUAGGAGGAGAAGAGGGGGCGCAGGGCCAGGACUUUCCAGCCGGCACUGGUCUCAGGCAGCAGGAGACUCACAGUACAGGGGCGCCACGCGGGGCCGCCCAACAUCACCCCCAAAGAAGGCAGUACAAGUGCAGCGAGUGUGGGAAAGCCUGUGGUCAGAAAUACUUGCUGGAGGAGCACCGGAGGCUGCACGCCGGAGAAAAGCCGUACCAGUGCAGCGAGUGUGGGCGGUCAUUUAGCCAUAAGCCCAACCUUUUCGUGCACCAAAUAGUUCACAUGGGUGAAAGGCCUGACGGCUGUAGCGAAUGUGGAAAAUCCUUCAGCCGCAAGGCCGACCUGGUUCAACACCGGAGAGUUCACACCGGAGAGAAGCCCUUCACGUGCAGUGCGUGUGGGAAAGCCUUCCGGCAUCACUCCACCCUCAUCCCGCACCACAGGGUCCACACUGGGGUGAGGCCUUUCGAGUGCAGCGAAUGCGGGAAAUCCUUUAGCUUCAGCUCGGGCCUCAUGAAACACCAGAGGGUUCACACUGGAGAAAGGCCUUAUGGGUGCACUGAGUGUGGGAAAUUCUGUAGCCACAAGGCCAGCCACACUCACUGGCAGGUUCACACUGGAGAAAGGCCGUAUGAGUGCAGGGACCGUGGGAAGUUUUUUAGCCAAAGCUGUAGCCUCAUGCAGCACCGCUAAGUUCGCACUGGAGAAAAGCCUUUUCAGUGCCAGGACCGUGGCCGACUCUUCGGUGAGAACUCGAGCCUGGUCAAGCACCGGAGGGUGCACGCCAGAGCCGGGCCUUACGAGUGCGGGGACUGUGGGAAAAGCUUUCGCUCCAGCUCCAGCCUGGUUAAACGUCGGAGGGCUCACCCCGGAGAGACGCCGUGGGAGUGCGGUGAUUGUGGGAAAUCCUUUCGCUUUGGAAAGCAGAAGUGUGAACAACCCAAUGCGGACCCCACUCCGCUUUCCUUAUUCCCGGAGACAGGCGGCCCCGACUCCGUUUCGGAAACAUUGUUGAGCAACGGAUCCGUGAGGACAGCCACACGGGCUGGUCGCAAAGCCACAGCCCAGACAGUGGACGCCAUUCUCUGUCCUGCCUGUAAGCAACGGACUUGA
Myotis lucifugus (little brown bat) is the source of this 1476-nucleotide messenger RNA. RefSeq names its product zinc finger protein 773-like. Gene Ontology annotation, biological process: regulation of DNA-templated transcription. NCBI's taxonomy places the organism in Eukaryota, Metazoa, Chordata, Mammalia, Chiroptera, Vespertilionidae. The record is from RefSeq and is a predicted model, not a curated record.